This is a messenger RNA of Closterium sp. NIES-65, 1668 nucleotides long. NCBI's taxonomy places the organism in Eukaryota, Viridiplantae, Streptophyta, Zygnematophyceae, Desmidiales, Closteriaceae. The record is from the annotation of a GenBank genome assembly.
AUGGCAAAGUACGGCGAGGGCGACAACCGUUGGAUCGUGCAGGAUCGAGCGGACGGCGCGAACGUGCACAACUGGCACUGGGCGGAGAAGGACUGCAUGGAAUGGUCGCGGCGGCGCCUGGGGGAGCUGAUUGGCGGGCUGACGGUGCUGGAAGGGGAAGGCGGGUGCUGGAUCCGCACGGGAGCGAUUGAAAAGGUGGAUGGCGAGGCGUACGUGAACAUUCGGAAGGGGAAGAUCAUUCCCGGCUACGAGCUUCACGUCCGUCUCGGCUGGGAGGGCGAGGUCAAGGACUCCGCCGACGCUCAGCCCGUCGCGUCCGUUAAAGGCUUCGUGGAACUGCCUUAUAUCGCGGACGAGAACCACGACGAGGAUCCCGAGGUGAAGAUUGCCCUGGCCACGGAAUCCGCGGAAGGAAACGGUGGAGGGUCGGCAGCAGCCAAUAGGCUGCGAGAUGCGAUGCUGGCGCGAGGCAAGCCGCUUAUUCUGGAGAGAAUCCGCACGUUCGUUAAAGACAUCCAGGCUGGUGGUGUCAACCAGCGGUUGGACGAGAACAAGCUGAUUAUGCAAAAGUGGCGGUUCAGUAGCUGGCCCGAUGGGCAUUACUCCACGGUGUGCAUAACCUUUGAGGAGCCUCAAGUGGGUGACACCAUUCUGCGGCUCACACAAACCAACGUGCCUGAAGAGGACAGGCCUCCAGCUGACAGCAAGAGUGCUGUUGCGGACCCUGCUGCUGCUGGCGCAAGUGAAAGUAACACUGGCGACAAAGUCAGCGGGGUCAGUGAGAGCAGCAGUAGUGCUGACAGCGACACGUGGGAGGCUCGGAUUCGCGCGCUGGAAGAACAGCUAGAAAAAACGAACGUGGAAACUGCGUUCCUGAAAGCGCGGAACACGGAGCUGCAGGCUCGGCUGUUAGCUAAGGAUAACGAGGUGCGCCCUCAAGUGGUGAAAACCAGACUGCCUGUCUCAACCGCAGCAGCAAAGUCAGCGGGAGAAGCGGAGAUGAGAGGAGGAACGGGAGGGAUUGGCGGUAGGCUACUCAAGGCCCGAGCCAAUCAGUCUCCUCUCCCCCGCCUCCCCUCCGCCUCCUCCCCGUGGAAGCCCAUCCCCCGCCCGCCCAUGCCGUCCCCUGCCUCCCAAGCGCCUGCGCAAUCCAAACCCUAUGUUCUGAGCCGUGUAAAGCAAGAGCCUAGAGACAGCAGCGGUGGGCUACAGCACACGGGCGUGGUGCAGCACACGGGCGUGGUGCAGCAUGAGGGGCGGAGAGACGAGGGCUUGUCCGUGAAUUCGCAGUCAGGUCUGGGACGCCAUGCCGGGAUGAACACUGGGAUGGGGAACGCGGCUGCUGAGGGGGGUAUUGGAAUGGGUACGGGAGUGAUUAGUGGGGUGGAUGCGGAGGUGGGUACAGAGGCGGUGGCGGAGGGAGGGGUGGUGCUGGUGGUGCGGCCGUGGGACAGUGAGGGCGUGGCACGGCUGCAGCAGGAGCUGGCAGAGGCAAAGGCGGUGCAGCAGGCAACAGCGGGGAAGCUCAAGGCGGUUGAGCAGCAGCUGGGAAGACUCUAUGCCGUGCGAGAGGAGGUGAGCUUGGGCGUCAAGAAAGGGAUCGGUAAGGGUUACCAUGUAACACAUGCGGUUCCUGUGCGGCAUGUGUACACUCGCAGCUGGGUGUAG